AUGGACACUCCUCAAUCUCCCACCUCUUCCAAGAGGAGUCGUGGAUUCAGUGUGAAAUCCGACAAGUCAGACAAAUCAGGACCAACCCCCCAUAAACGUGGACUCUCCGAGUCAUCAGAAGAGAAAGCUCGUCGCAAUCUACACACCAAAGCAGAUCCUCUUGUCGCCAUGAACGAACUGCAGCCUAUGGCGGUCGCGCUGGAAGCCUCGAAUUUGGGCUCGUUGCGCGAGAUCCAACACAAGGAUCAGUACGGGAAUGUCAUCACCGAUCCCGACCUGUCAAAUCCCACUCGACCGCGCUUCGAGCGCCCCUUGGAUACCAUUCGAUCAUUCGAGGCAGCUAUCUACGGCUCAUACAGUAAUAAUCGUGCGUCAUACAUCAGAACAGAAUACGGGGAACAUGGGCUGAUUUAUUUGAUAGAGGAUGCUGCAUCACAGAUGGGCGACUUCAGCCGACGAACAAGUUACCAUGGAGGUCAAAACAGCGGCCCUUCCAACCGAAACUACGAUCAAAGUGGUCAAUACGGCCAAUCACAAUCGCGCCCGGACAGCAUCGUGAACGCGUACCAAAACGCGCCUCUAUCCCCCGAGAGCACCACCCCCCCGAAUCCCUACCCUUACGCCCAAAACGGAUAUAACCAGAGUGGACAUAGCCCAAACAGCAGAAGACGCCCAUCUCACCACCCACGCGGGUCAGGGCCCGCCGAGGGAUACCCAAACAUGGCCAAUGGCUCACCAUACGGCUAUCCUCAACAAGGCAGUGGUUUCCAGCGGUCACGGGACAACAUGGCUGCCAUGUCAAACUCUAAUUCUGGAAAUACAGACCCUUAUGGCCAGUCUACAGACCCCAGCUCGAUGAACAGCUCCAACGAUCAAUUGCAGCAGCAGGCUCUGCAGCAACAGCGUUUUGGUGACCGUUCCCAAGCUGAGUAUGGUUUCGGCUCACCCAGGGUUCCCCAGCCCGGAGGUGGCCCUAACUGGGGUGGACCUGUUGGAGGUACUCCGACUUCCACGGGGGCUGCGCCUGCACAACCGCCUGUACACAAGACUGUGAACCAACCUCCGCCUAGUGAGGAGAAAUCCAAGAGGAAGAGCUGGUUCAAACGCCGGUUCAGCAAAGAUUAA
This is a messenger RNA of Penicillium vulpinum, 1125 nucleotides long. Its product is annotated as DUF2406 domain-containing protein. The coding region runs from base 1 to 1125 and encodes 374 amino acids. Lineage: Eukaryota; Fungi; Ascomycota; Eurotiomycetes; Eurotiales; Aspergillaceae. The record is from RefSeq and is a predicted model, not a curated record. The transcript is spliced from 5 exons.